CCAAAAAAUUUCUUAGUAUGUUACGUUGUUCCUAGUACUGAGACUCAAAAUAAGAAAAUUUUGAAAUUUGUGCCUAAUGUAUUUAUUAAAGAUUGUGUGUGACACCUUAUUUAGUUACAAAGUUUUGUUUAUAUCUUGUUUGUUUGAUACACGUGCAUAUCAAUUGCGGACUUCCUAGUUCUAUUCAAAACCAUUAUAAUGGACACACCCUACAAUUAAAUUAACUAUAAUUGACAAUAAAUCGUUUUUAUCUAUAAGCUUCGCAAGUAUAAUGGCGACACCCACUAAUGGUAAUGGUAAUCUUAUCGACGAAUUUGAGGAAGCAUUUCAGCAAUGUUUGAGUAUAUUAAUAACAAAAGACGAAGGGUUAGGAAACACUGGGAUUGGGGUGUCUGGUGGUUUGACUGUGGAUAAAGAGGAAGCACGUAGUGAAGUUGAACAAGUUACACUAAGAUUUAUAGAUCUGGCAAGGCAAAUGGAAGCUUUUUUUCUACAAAAACGAUUUUUGUUGUCUGCAUUGAAACCAGAAUUAGUAGUGAAAGAAGACAUUAAUGAUCUUAGAGUAGAACUAGCACGGAAAGAAGAUCUCAUAAAAAGGCAUUAUGAUAAAAUUACAGUAUGGCAGAAUCUGUUAGCAGAUUUGCAAGGUUGGGCAAAGUCUCCUGCUCAAGGUCCUGCACCUAAUGGUUUACCAAAUGGUACUCAAAGUGGACAAAACCAACAAACUGCAAAUGGAGGUGGAAAUACAACAAUGCAACAACAGCAACAAAUAUUACAGCAUCAACAGCAGCUCCAACAACAGCAACAGUUGCAACAUCUACAGCAACAUCAAAUGCAACAGCAACAACUUCAUCAGCAACAGGUACAACAAGGAUCUGGUGCUCCUCCCACAUCAGGUCUUCAAGGAGUUGGAGUUUCAGUUGGACAACAAGGAAUGUUCAUGACACAAGGAGUAGGUGUGACAGGUGCAAGAGCAGGAUUCCCUGUUGGAAGUGUAGGAAGUAGCGCACUUCAGGGUCCCCUUGCUUUCCUGGAAAAGACAACGAGCAAUAUAGGAAUGCCCGAAAGGCGGAGUUGACGCGGAAGGGGGAGGGGCCGGGGUCGGGGUCGAGGAAAAGGCCGAGGAAGAGGACGAGGCGGAGGAGGAAGUUUACCUCCGCCACCACCACUUCUCGAUACUUCGGACCCGUCGUCGUAUGCUGCUGCUGCCGCAGUUGCAGCUGCUGCGGCAGCGCCCCUUCCCUCUCCACAGCAGCAGCCUCCCCCGUCUUGUACAUGAAUACAUUUACAGUUAAGUUGUUAUUGUAAGAUACCGUUCCUAUAUCUAAAAUUGUUGCGACCGCAAAAAAUGGUUCUCGAAGUUAUAGAUUUUAUUUGCAGUAGUAAAACACCUAAAUGCUUUAUUAAUUUAACAUUAAGUAUGUGUUGCAAUGAUUUUAUAUAAUAUGCUUGUACAAAAAUAUGUACGAUGCAAAUGCGCGCAAUUAUGCAUACCGGUUUAAUUAUUCUGAAAA
Molecule: messenger RNA, 1514 nt
Organism: Habropoda laboriosa
Lineage: Eukaryota; Metazoa; Arthropoda; Insecta; Hymenoptera; Apidae
Gene: MED28
Product: mediator of RNA polymerase II transcription subunit 28-like
Exons: 4
Coding region: 272-1078 (268 amino acids)
Cellular component (GO): mediator complex
Source: RefSeq, a predicted model, not a curated record